UUACCUCGGAAACAUAAAAUUUUUUUUUUGCCAAUUCAAUCGUGCGCGCAUACAUAAUUUUUGCAUUUCUAAAUUCAGUUCCUGGUUCUUGGAUGUUUAUGUGCAUGCAAAACAAAACAAUGUCAUUAACCUAGGCUGUCCAAUGAACAAUUUGAAUGAUUGUCGUAUGAAAGAAAAAACUACCGUUUUUUUUAUUGACUUGUUUUUUUAUCCAGAUAAAUGUCGUCAUUCGAAAGAAUCAUAGAAACAACAAAAUGGUUUCCAAGGGAGAACAACACCGCCGCAACUACACACAAUAAACAGAAGAAUAAUUCAUUUCAACGAAACCAAUAAAUAUUAUAUUCUCAAACAUUAUUAUUACCUGCUUAAUUUAGUCUAUUGUGUACGAUUUCAGAUGGAUAAAAUGUCUCGAGUUUGAUGUCAUUACCGAAUGGUAAGUCGAAUGGUGAUUUUUUUUUUUGUUAUCUGGUGACAAUUUGUGAAUGAUAUGCCUUUCUCAUCGUCAAUGGGAUUUGUACACGGACACGAACAAUCCAAUAUAAUUAUCACCACUACCGACUUUGAUGGUGAUCAUGUUGAAAACAAUAGACAACAAAAUCAACAACAACAAGUUCCUAGGUGGUUGUUGGAUUUUCAUCACGACAUACAUCCAUCAUUGCGUAAUAAUAAAUCUAGACCAUCGACCGAUAACAAUAUUACAACAACAAUAAAUCGACCAAAGUGGUUCGAAGAAUUGUGUCAAAAACGUAGAAUGAGUGAUAUUGCUGAUUUAAAAUAUUCGAAAAAUGAAUCUUUGUUUGAAGAUGUUGCUAAAAAUGAUGAUUCAAUCACAUUGUCCACUAAUCAUCAUCAUGACGCAAUGACCAAAGACCAUUGUCAACAACAAUCAAUCAAUGCAGAAGACAUGAGAAAAACUUUGAAUAAAUCAUUGGCUAUCAUAGAUACGCAUGAUGAUGAUGAUGAUGAUAAUGAUAAUUUCUCAUUCACAUCGGCCACAUUUAAAUCUAUUGAAAAUUUAAAAUUGGAUGAAAUGACCAAAAACAUUGUUGUUGAAGAGGAUUGUAUCAUUCCGGAAAUGCCUACGGGUAUUGAAUUAAGUCUAAUAUUAAUGGAAAAUUGGGGUGAUCAAAAUUUCAUCGGUCUCAAUGGAAUUGAAAUAUUGGAUCAAUUUGGCAAUCGUCCACCGAUUGAAAAUGUAUUUUUGGACAAUGAUGAAAAUCGCAGACAACAGAAUAAUGAUUUAUAUAAAUUAAUCGAUAAUGUUUAUCGAACACAUGAUGAUUCACAUAUAUGGCAAUGUCGAUUUGAUAAUCAUCGCCAAUCACAUCAUAAUCAGGGAAACAAUGAUGGAUUACCAGUAACAAUUGUGUUUCGUUUCGAGAAACCGACAACAAUUGCGUUGAUUCGUAUAUGGAAUUAUAAUAAAUCACGUAUUCAUUCAUAUCGUGGUGUUAAAUACGCCAAAGUCAAACUGGAUGAACAAACAAUAUUCUGUGGUGAGAUUGCAAAAGCUUGUGGCGAUCUUACUGGUACAUUGGAGAAUUUCGGUGAUACAAUUUUAUUCACCACUAACGAUGAAGUUUUGGAACAAAUAUCUCAUUUUGACAUUUCAUUUCAAGAAUUACUCAUGGAACAAAUGAACUAAAAAUUAAAAUUUUAAUGUCCCUACAAACUAGACCAAAAAAACAAACAAACAAAACCUUGA
Messenger RNA from Dermatophagoides farinae (American house dust mite), 1705 nucleotides. RefSeq lists its product as uncharacterized. The record is from RefSeq and is a predicted model, not a curated record. NCBI's taxonomy places the organism in Eukaryota, Metazoa, Arthropoda, Arachnida, Sarcoptiformes, Pyroglyphidae.